This is a messenger RNA of Eimeria acervulina, 2391 nucleotides long. RefSeq lists its product as hypothetical. Gene Ontology annotation, cellular component: cytoplasm. The record is from RefSeq and is a predicted model, not a curated record. Lineage: Eukaryota; Apicomplexa; Conoidasida; Eucoccidiorida; Eimeriidae. Bases 1 to 2391 code for a protein of 796 amino acids. The transcript has a single exon.
AUGCAGCAGCAGCAGCAGCAACAGCAGCAGCAGCAGCAGCAGGGGCCCGCGUACCAGCCAGAAUCAGCAUCACAUACAGCGGCUGCUGCUGCUCCAAAUGCAGCAGCAGACAGCAGCAACGUUGCAACAGGGCCAGUAGCCCUAAGACAGAAGUACGAAGCAACAACAACCAGCAACAACAGCAGCAGCAGCAGCAACAGCAGCAGCAACAGCAGCAACAGCAGCAACAGCAACGGUAGCAGCGACAACAACAAUGACAACAGCAGCAGUAACAGAGACGGGAGCAACGACAGCAAUAACAGCAACAGUACUAGCAGCAACUGCAGCAGCAGCAAGAACAACAACAGCAACAGCGGCAGGAAUGGCAGCAGCAGCAGCAGCAGCAGUGACAGCAGCAACAGCUGGAGCUGCAGUCGCAGCAGCACUGUAGCAGAUUUGGCCGCAUCUGGGCCGUGCCCUUCUCCUCUGCAACUCAGCAGCAACUGCAGCAGCAGCUGCAGCAGUACUACUAGCUGCAGGAGUCCAUGCAGCAGCAGGAGCAGCAGCAGCAGCAGCAGGUUGUUGCAGCAGCAGCGGCAGCAACGCUGGGCUGAUUCAGUUGUUGUGUUGCUGCAGCGCUGCUUUCUCCUUUUGCUGCUGCUUCUCUUUUUGUGCUGCUCGUUGUUUGCUGCUGCAGUCCGCCUGCUGCUGCGCUGGGGCAGUUCAGCAGCAGUUCGAGGCUGGCGGCAGCAGCAGCUUGCUGCUGUUGCUAAGGAUGCAGCAGCAGCAUCAGCAGCAUCUGCUGCUGGUGCUCCGCCGCACUUAGUAGUUGUAUUUAAUAGCGACGAGUUGUUGCUGCUGAUGGAAGCUGAGGCCCUGUGUGCUGCUGCUGCUGCUACUGGUGCUGGUGCAGCAAAGCCAGCAGCAGCAGCAGCAGAAGAGAGCAGCGCGUGCGUUCGUCAGCUGCUGCUGCCAGCAGCAGUUGCUGCAUUUUCUUCAGGUCUGCAGCACCUAACCUUUGCUGAUGGCCCGGGGGUUUGUUCACUGCAGCAGCACAGGCAGCAGCUAAUGCUGCUGCUGCAGCAGCUAGGCUUAGAGGUCUGGGAGGCUAGUCCGCAGCAGCAGCAGCAGCAACUGCAGCAGCAGCAGCAGCAGCAGCAUCGCUUUUCUCUCCGCGGUCCGCUGGUGCUGCAUUCUCCUACCACAAUUUGCAUCCGACGCAGUCAGCAGCAGCAGCAGCAACAACAACAACAACAGCAGCAGCAGCAGCAGCAAGAGGGGCACGAUGAAGAUACGCUUAAAGUAAGGAUCUUAUGUGGCUGCAGUUGCCUUCCUGAGCUUCUGAAUGCCUUCGCAGCAAACCAGCAGCAGGCCCAGUGCAGCAGCAGCAGCAGCAGUUGCUGCUACUGCAGCAACUGCUGCGGCAACAGCUGCAGCAACGCCAGCGUCUCCCAGUGCAGCACGGAAGGCUGCUGCUGCUGCAGCGGAGGAACCUGCAGCAGCUGCCUCUACUGCAGCAGCACAGACAGCAGCACCACCUCCACCGGCUGCAAGACGACCGUCACAACAAGCAGCAGCAGCAGCAGCAGCAACAGCAGCAGCGAGCCCCAGGCAUCAGAAGAAAAGAGUCCUGGAGACAGUUUUUGCUGUCAGCAGCAGUUGUCUCCCAACGCUGCGGGAGACAACUGCUGCAGCAGUGCCUUGCAGAAGCAGCAGCAGCAGCAGUCUGCUGCUGUCGCUUCUGCGGAACACACACACAGCAGCAUUAGCAGCAGCAGCAGCAGCACAAGCAGCGACAGCAGCGGCCGGCUGUACACGCUUCCUGCUGAAGAGACAAUAAGUGCUGCUGCGGUGUAUAGGCAGCUAUCUUCUGGGGGAGACUUCCCCCCUCCGCGCUGUUUGCUGCGGCUGGAUGUGCCGCUGCUGCUGCUGCUGCGUACGGUUGCAGCAGCAGCAGCAGCAACAGCAGCAGGGGUUGCUGCAGCAGCAGCAAAGGCAGUUUGGGGUGUAAGGAAAGUAUCUGCUGCUUCUGUUGGUAGCAGAAAACAGCAGCAGCGAGUCGCUGCUGCAAGUGUCUAUCAGCUGCUGCAGCAGCUGCUGCUGGUGCUGCAGCUGCUGCUGCCAGCGCUGCUGCGGCGCCUGCAGGAACAACUGUCUCCGUUCAGGUGUAUGUCUCCUUUCACCGCAUGCAGCGUCCCCCCUCUGCUGCUGGCAGAGGCGGAGCUCUUCGGUGGCCGCGUGCAGCAGCAGCAACACCAACAGCAGCAGCAGCAGCAACGGUGGACAUACCGAGCCCCCAGUCUGUCGCUGCAGCAGCAGCUGCAGCAGCAGAAGCAAACUGCAGAUGCUGCUGUUAAGAUCUACCAGACCUUAGAGGCAUUCACAGGGAGACACCUCAGGCUAGGGCGAUAG